CGCCUAUAGAAAGAUACAUGUCAACUAACGAGGCUAUGCAAUUGGCAUAUAAGAAUGUCUAGCAAACCGGCAUUAAUUCAUAAGGUAUAGUAAACUACGACAUAGGCAAGUGGAAGUGUAGAUUAUCUUAUGAGUAUUGAUUCACUUUAUUAUUAUUUCUUAGGUAGGUAUGGAUUAGAAUCGCCAAGUUGUAAUUGUAAUUUAUACAACUAAAUAUAAACAUUUGCGAAAGUCAUCCUUGGGCUCGGGGCGAUGACAUACGUUCCACUACACGGCUGAGCUGAUAUGAUUCGGGCGUCCUACAGCUCCUUGGUUGGGUUCCAUUCACUUACCUGAUAACACAAUAAAAAGCUCCGCUUACUUCAUAAUCCCAACCCUCCUUUACCUCGCCAUGGGAUCUGAUAGGCUUAGAACAGGGCGCACACAGCCUGCCUGCCUGGCGACAAGCUCGAGGUAGUCUACCCAUUCAUUAUAAGCCCAUAUUCCUACCAGCAAGCUAUAUUUCCCAAUGUCCUCAACAUCACCCGUCAAACAUUUACUUCGGAGCUUCCAACGAACAAGCUUCACAAUGUCUACCUCAUAUGGUCUGUUCCAAGUACACGACUCGGGGGAGGCCAAGGUUGAUAUCGUGCUCUUACACGGGCUACGAGGUGAUAUAGAGAAGACUUGGACUAAGGACGGAGUUAUAUGGCCGAAGGACUUACUCCCCUUAGAUGUCCCCGAAAGCCGUAUCUUCCUCUUCGGCUACGAUACUAGCAUUGCUCAGAAAGACCCCACGCGCGUCGCGAACACAGAAAUCCACAGCGAUGCUAACGAUCUCUGCUCUAAGCUUGCGGCUGAGCGUUCGAGCACCGGCACGGACAACCGCCCUAUCAUCUUCAUUGCCCACAGUCUCGGCGGCCUAGUCGCGGCGCAGGUCCUCGUCCACGGAGACCAGCGCGCCGAGGCAUCGAGCGCCGAGGCCAUCGCCAAGAACAUCCGGGGCAUGAUAUUCCUCGGGACGCCGUUCAGGGGGUCUCCAUCGGCGCGGAAAGCCGAGGCCGCCCGGAGGAUCCUGCAGGUUUUCGGGGUCAACACGCAAGAGCACACCUUGAAGCUCCUGGGGGUCGAUUCGGAACGCUUGGACGAGCUCACUAGGGCUUUCCCCGAGGUCCUUAAUAAACGCCGGGCUUCUAAGAACCCCUUGGAUAGGAUCGAGGCGUUCUUUUUCUACGAGAUUUUGAAGACCAAGAUUGGAUUUGGCUCGACGCAGAUCGUCGAGCCCGAGUCCGCCCAGCUUCCAGGCUGUGGCGACGCAACCCCUAUCCGCGCCGACCACAUCGGCAUCUGCAAAUUCAAAACCCAGAAAGACGAGGGCUACGGCGUGGUCGUAGCCGCUAUUCGAAAGAUUAUGAUGCCUACCGGCGGCGAAACUCAACAGGGAACCAAGAUUAUCAACAUCCUGGGCCGGGCGGUAAACGUCGCAGCUGACGACAUCAACAUCCAGAACCAAACAGUCAACUUCUAAAGAGGAUACACCGAGGGGGGAUCUCAUGCAGGCUGCCGAUCCAAGACCAGUGACAAUGACAAUUGUCAAAAGCGUGGCUUAGCGGAGGGGGGAGGACAAGUACCUAGUAAAUAGCGCACCUUGUAUCUACCUACCUACCUAGGUACCUACCAAUCCCACCGUGCCAGGCACGUUGUUGCAGAUCUGCACAUGUAGCU
Molecule: messenger RNA, 1704 nt
Organism: Daldinia loculata
Lineage: Eukaryota; Fungi; Ascomycota; Sordariomycetes; Xylariales; Hypoxylaceae
Product: Alpha/Beta hydrolase protein
Exons: 5
Coding region: 509-1507 (332 amino acids)
Source: RefSeq, a predicted model, not a curated record